Python bivittatus (Burmese python) is the source of this 591-nucleotide messenger RNA. It is a transcript of the gene NUPR2, whose product is annotated as nuclear protein 2, transcriptional regulator. Gene Ontology annotation, cellular component: nucleus. The record is from RefSeq and is a predicted model, not a curated record. Gene Ontology annotation, biological process: negative regulation of cell cycle; negative regulation of cell population proliferation; regulation of transcription by RNA polymerase II. NCBI's taxonomy places the organism in Eukaryota, Metazoa, Chordata, Lepidosauria, Squamata, Pythonidae.
ACCCGCCUCGGGAGGGAAAACAUUUCGGGGCGGAAGGCCAGCCUGGGCGCUGCCAUGCGGCAAGGACGGAGCCGGUUAAAGGCCUCCGUGGUAGGGUCGCCCUCUUCUGGGUCGGAGGACUCUGAGUGGGAGGAGGAGCGCGUGGAGCGCCUGCGGGAGCGGGCGUGGCGCGAUGGCCCGCGGGGCCCCGGCUCCGGUGGGAAGGGCCGCAGCCGCCGCUCUAGGGAACAGCGCACCAAUUGGCGCGUCCCGGCCGGCCACGAACGGAAGAUCACCGCCAAGAUCCGCGCUAGCUUGGCCAAACGUCGCUUCCAGCAACGCCCGGGGAGAGGGCCUAGAUCUGCCCCAUUGCAGCCCAGGAAACGCGCGGGAGCCGCCGCUAAGGUUCCAGAAAUGGUCAGCUGCUGAGCAUCUUUUCUCAUGAUCUCUGACUGCAACUGCUCUGUAGCUGAAGAAGCUCUGUUCAGGGUAUGCUGCUGCAUUCCAGAGUCUCCUUCCACUUCAGUUCCCAGUUGUAUCACUUAGAAGCCAUUUCUUUUCAAUAACACCAAUUCUGGGCACUUCUGUUCCACUCCUUGCAUUAUUGCAUCA